Messenger RNA from Thrips palmi, 1025 nucleotides. RefSeq lists its product as uncharacterized. Bases 213 to 683 code for a protein of 156 amino acids. The record is from RefSeq and is a predicted model, not a curated record. The transcript has 3 exons. Lineage: Eukaryota; Metazoa; Arthropoda; Insecta; Thysanoptera; Thripidae.
UGUGUGGGAGGCACUCAUCACAAUUAAUUUCAUUAUACAUUUUGGGUUUCAAAACGUCUUAGCUAUGUGUGUGGGUCACUCAGCAGAAAUAUUUCAUGUUGUAUCAUUUUUUGACAUGUUUCAGGUUUAAUUGGUUUCAGGUCUAAAAAGUCAUCAUUGCAUUGCAUUGCAGUUAUCAAAACAUUAAUGGGAACUUUAGAUAAGUCUAUUGCAUGAGUUACCGUUUUGGGUGUCUUUCAAUUUUUGUCUCUUUAAAACAGUUAAGCUUUUCUGAAUGUUUGCUUCUUGGUUCAGGUGAUGGUGCAGUCCCUGCUGGUUCCUCCACUCCUCAAAGAGGCUCAACAGCUACUGGAUCCUCCAGCUCAACAGGAAUGACACCGCUGAGGACACCAGUGAGAGGGAAAAUGCCUCCACCGUCAAGCAUAGCUCCAACAUUUGUCACUCCAGCCAGGCAAAAAGUAAUGGCAAAUUGGCAGCCUCCACCGACUCCUAGCACUCCACAGUCCAAAACCAAUACGCCCACCUUUACUCUGGCACAAGUGAAGGAUUUGGCUCAGUCAAAGAAGCUUGGAUCUUUAACAAUUCCCCAGCUCAAGCAAUUUUUGAAAGACCAGAACAAGCGGGUAGGGGGCAACAAACCAGAAUUGAUUAAACGAAUAGAGACUGAAGUCUUCAAUGUUUAAUUUAUAUAUUUGUUUUCAAUUUGUUAAAAUCUGCCUUGAUUUGGUUUGAUUUAUGUUAUUUUUCAUAUUUUGUUCUCAAGUUUAUUUCGUGUUAUUUUUUUCUAAGUUUACUUUUGUUUUUGUUAUUUGACUUAUGCCAUUAUGGCUAGUUUUCUAUGUUCAUUACUUUAUGGCAUGAACAACUUAGUUGACUCUUGUUGCUGUUUGUAUUGCACCUUUAUGAAGUUUUCAUUUUUGUGACGAGUUAUGAUUUUUGUUGACAAUACUGUAAUGUCACUUAUUCAUAUAAAGUGAGCUCAGUAAUUUUGAAUUAAUUUCACUAUGCUAGUUUGUGAUUUGGUU